Messenger RNA from Agrilus planipennis (emerald ash borer), 2011 nucleotides. It is a transcript of the gene Klc, whose product is annotated as kinesin light chain. NCBI's taxonomy places the organism in Eukaryota, Metazoa, Arthropoda, Insecta, Coleoptera, Buprestidae. Gene Ontology annotation, molecular function: kinesin binding. The transcript has 9 exons. Gene Ontology annotation, cellular component: membrane-bounded organelle; kinesin complex; cytoplasm. The record is from RefSeq and is a predicted model, not a curated record. Gene Ontology annotation, biological process: microtubule-based movement. The coding region runs from base 260 to 1978 and encodes 572 amino acids.
GUCCUUAGGUACCAAAUAGUACCUCAGUUAAAAAGCGUCAAUGAAAUUUUACUAAAUUUGUAUUUUAACGAAGAAAAUCUGACUUUUAAGUAAGUUGCUUGCAAAAUUCACUUCACCAUUAGUAAUAAAGUCACAUCAAUAUUUCUUCUAAGUUUUAAAUCGACAUAAGCGUUGACUAAGUGGUUUAGUACCUAAUUGUCGAACAAAAAGGUGAUGCUUCAAGUGUUUCAAGUUUUUUUGACUGGGCUCUUACAGGAGGAUGUCUAAAACAAUCAACGCUUACAGAAUUAAAAGGAUAGAAAAUUUCGCUAAAAUGACCGCAAUGACUCAAGAAGAGAUCGUUUCUGCAGUUCGUACUGUAGCACAAGGAUUAGAAGCCCUUCGAACUGAACAUGCUGGAAUGUUGCAAGGCAUGCAAGAUAUCCCGGAUCCUGUUGCAUCUGAAAGGGUUGGAUUAGUUCAACAGAGUGCUGAAAUGAUUGAAUUGGGGCUUGGAGAAGCGCAGGUAAUUAUGGCACUGGCUUCGCAUUUACAAAUGGUUGAAGCAGAAAAGCAGAAAUUACGUACCCAAGUACGCCGUUUAUGUCAAGAAAAUGCGUGGCUACGUGACGAACUUGCUUCUACUCAACAACGUUUACAAGCUAGCGAACAAGCCGUAGCUCAGUUAGAAGAAGAAAAACGUCACUUGGAUUUUAUGGCCUCCGUUAGUCGCUAUGAUCAAGAUUUAAACGAAGAAAAUGCAUCAGAAAAUCCUAGAAAUGAGAAACCCGAUCCCGUUGUUGAUUUAUUCCCUGACGAUGACAAUGAAGAAAGAAGUGCAAUGUCCCCUACGCCACCAAGUCAACUGGCGCAGCAGGUUACUGCUGGAUAUGAAAUUCCAGCUCGUCUUCGUACAUUACACAACUUAGUUAUACAGUACGCUUCUCAAGGUCGUUACGAAGUUGCUGUACCGCUAUGCAAACAGGCACUUGAAGAUUUAGAAAAAACUAGUGGUCAUGAUCAUCCAGACGUUGCUACUAUGCUUAAUAUUCUUGCCUUAGUUUACAGAGAUCAAAACAAAUACAAAGAAGCUGCUAAUUUACUCAAUGAUGCAUUGGCAAUUCGCGAGAAAACACUUGGUGAAAAUCAUCCAGCAGUGGCUGCAACAUUAAACAAUUUGGCUGUAUUAUAUGGAAAACGAGGAAAAUAUAAAGAAGCUGAGCCUCUCUGUAAACGUGCUCUGGAGAUUAGAGAAAAGGUUCUGGGACGAGAACAUCCUGAUGUGGCCAAACAGUUGAAUAAUCUUGCAUUACUUUGUCAAAAUCAGGGAAAAUAUGAAGAAGUGGAACGCUAUUAUCAAAGAGCUUUAGAAAUUUAUGAACAACGGCUUGGUCCAGAUGAUCCCAACGUAGCAAAAACCAAAAACAACUUGGCUUCUUGUUAUUUAAAACAAGGAAAAUAUCGAGAGGCAGAAGUCCUUUACAAGCAAAUAUUAAAUCGAGCCCAUGAGAAAGAAUUCGGAGCUAUUGAUGGUGACAACAAACCCAUUUGGCAAGUGGCAGAAGAACGAGAAGAGAAUAAAGCCCGCAACAGAGAAAACGCUCCUUAUGGGGAAUAUGGAGGGUGGCAUAAAGCUGCUAAGGUUGAUUCUCCUACUGUUACAACAACCCUUAAAAAUCUUGGAGCUUUGUACCGUCGACAAGGAAAAUACGAAGCUGCUGAAACUUUAGAAGAUUGUGCUCUUAGAAGCCGGAAAGAGGCUCUGGACAUAGUAAAACAAGCUAAGGUGGCAGACAUACUAGGUGACGGAGACAAACGUAAAUCUAGUGGCAAAGAGAAAACUUCUCACCGAGGCUCCAAAGAAUCUCUUGACAUGGCUUUUGAUGGAGAUGAGCAGUUAAAUACCGCCCGCACGCCAGAUGCAGAAAAAGGUGGACUGAAAACCAAACUAUUUAACGCUUUGGGUAUAAAUUCGCCAACUAACAAGUUCGGUUCUUAAAAGCAUGUAUAUUGAAAACAAAAAUGUAUGAGU